UCGGACACUGUAUGUGGCUUGAGGGCGGGUGGGGGCGGAUAAGGAGCAUAACCACUUGCCACACUGGCCUUUCGUCACAGGGGUCGGUGCUGGUAGUGGAAAUUGCCUCCACGGAGCCAGGUUGCGUAACCUCCAGCAUGACUCAGCUGGAAUGCCCCACGGAACAGGCCCCCUCAAGUGGAGGGGACAGUUCAGAACUGUGCAGACGAGCACCAAGGUAAUUUGGGAGCCCCCCACCCCCUGCUGCUGCAAGGUAAGCACUACCCCCCUACACACACACACCCCAUGCCAUGCACAAUAUUUUAUACACCACAAUUGUACGCACAGAAUUUCCACACCACAAUAUGCUCGAAAGGCAAAUGCGCAGCCCACUGACCUGCAGAUGCCGCCUUUUGCCUUGAGACUAUAUUGGGUGGGCUGCAGGUGGCGACUGCACUCGGACGCUGCCCUCACCACAGCCAGUUUGGCCGCCCAGCAGAGUGUGGGCCAGCAUCGUGGCACAACCACCACACCACCCAGGACAGACUGGUGAGCACUGGGGGGCCCCAGGGGGUGUGGAGGCCCUGGAUGUCCUCCUGCAAGUCCAGGGGGAAGAGCGCCUCUGCUGCUGUGCGCGCACAACGUGUGAACGGAGCUUCUGUGGGUCCGAUGCUGGAGCGGAUCCCUCCAGUCUAUCUGGGUGGAUGCUCCCCCCCCCCGGGGGAAAGGGAGUGCCCGGUUAAAAUGUCUAUGAUAAAACUCAGGAUCCUUUUCAUGGGGUGACAGCCUCAUUGUCCACCCUCCCUCCCUGACAGAGAGAGGGUUGCAGUCAUGGAAGUAUUCCAAAGGACGGACAAGAACUGGUCCAGCAGGCAUCUGUGUGAGUGAGGCACCGUUUCCCUGGCUGGGGAAAUCGGGGGUGGUGCUGGAGCAAGGCUGGAUCUGCCCCCCCCCGGCAAAGAAGUGACGCUGGGUCUCGCCCCCUGGCCCGACUUCCACCCCACCGGGGUCCUUGCUGCAGAAGACCUGUAAGGCCGGGUGAAAGCUAAGGCUCCUCUUGCUCCUGAGCAAAUGAUAUCACACGCUCCCCAUGCAUGACUGCAAAGACGAAGCUGCCACCCAGCAGCCAGGAAGGGGGAUUUGUCCCACCUUGUUCACUACCACCCCAAGGGUUCUCCGCCCAACUCCCGAUGGUGGCCGCGGGGGCACACCCACCCAGACAUCUUCCUCUCGGCAGACCUUCAAGCCAAUGGGCAACCCUUGACAUUUCCCACCUCCUCUUUCUCCCCCCCCCGCCCCCGUUAAAAUCACACCCGGAGUCUUCCCUCUUUCAGAUCCCUCUCCCUUCCUUUCAGGGCAUUUCCAGGGUGCUUACACCCUAGAACAGCAGUGAUCGUUUUCAAUGCGUUUUCAAUACAAUCCUGCUAAGCCGAAGGAUUUUACUGCUGUUCUAGAGUGCAAUCUGGAAAGCGCCCGGCUUGGCAGGAUCGUAUUGAAAACGAUCCCCAGAAUCCCAAACUCCUGCAAGGGGAAAAUGCAGCUAUUUUUCUGCAAGGGACUUGCAACUGCAAAGAUCAAAUCCAAAGUAAGGCAUCAGCAAUGUGAGCGGCACCUUGCUGUCAGUUCAGGGACUGUGGCAGAGCCGUAGUGACCCUGUGGGAAGGUUUAGUCUGGAAAGUGCCCCCUCACAUGGCCAUUUAUCCUAACAGGAACACAAAUCACGAGAGAUUUUUUCGGGAUGUCUAGAGAUGAUGUCAAAGGAUGUUGUGCUAUUUCUGAGCGUAGUUUGCUGACAAUCUGAAAAAUCCCCCCAAAACCUGAACCUGUUAAAUACGACUUUUAAAACAGUAUUUAAAAGGGACAGUUUUUUCACGGGUUGUCAGCAAAUGGCCAGCACAGAGAGAGAGAGAGAGCAUGACAACCUUUGAUGUAAUCUGGUGAAACCUCAAGUCAGAAUAGAAUUGGACAAAAUCCUCAGCGUGAGGCCCCUGCACCGUCCUCCUCCUGCAGACCAGGGGGUGGGGCGGGGGCGUACUUGUGUUUGUGUGAAUGUCUGUGCCUGUCUGCAUCAUCUCCAGAGGGAAGCCGGGUGCAGGGCCGGGCUGGGCAGGCAAGCCCCCCCCCUUGGGCAGCUGAUGUGAUUGUUGUGACCCCACUUUGAGACCCAGGAUGGCUGGGAAAGGGCCCCUCCGCCGUUGCUGGUCCAACUUCUGGGACUUUUCUGGCCUCACCAGAAGGCUUGCUUCUCCCCCCUCCCAGGGCACCAACGUCAUACCUUUCCUCCACUCCGUCCACAACGAUGCCACCCAGUUCAAAGAGCCAGAAAAGUUUGACCCCAGCCGCUUCCUGAGUGAGAAGGGCAGCUUCCGCCGGCAGGAGGCCUUCAUGCCCUUCUCCACCAGGAAGCGCUCCUGCCUGGGAGAGGCCUUGGCUCGCAUGGAGAUCUUCCUCUUCUUGACCACGCUUCUGCAACGCUUCACGUUCCAGCCCACCUGUCCCCGGGAGGAGCUGGACCUCUCGCCCUUGAGCAGUGGCAUCGGGAAUGUGCCUCGGCCCUACCGAUUCCACACCACUCCUCGGUGAGAUGCAGCAGCAGCGCCUAAGGCCACCCCCUUUGUACCCCCCCCACACUCUGCCAUGGGACUUCCUCUGCCACUUCCCACCAGGCUGCAAAGACUCAUCCCUCGCAGCUGUCCGAGACUGAGAGAAGGGCAGUUCAGAUGGGGGGGGGACUGCGGUUGUAGGAGGUGGUGGGAUGAGGCAACAGUAGGGGGUGCCCCCUCCCCAUUCAUAGCCCCCUCCUUUGAAGACAUUAGAGCACACCAUUUGCAUGCGGAAGGUCUUGGGUUCAGUCCCAGGUAAUCUCUCCAGGCCGGCAGGGCGGGAAUGGAAAGGCCCUCCCCUGAAUGGACAACUGGUCUGGCUUGGGAAGAGGUGGCGGCUGUUGGCCCACCCUGGUGGGCAGCAGCUUGGCGUGAAGUUGGCUGCCUGGCAGGCCGCUUGCUCACGGCGCCACUUUCCUUCCCCGCUUGAGCCUCCUCUGCAAGGAACUCAACUCGCCAGCGCCAGCCUCUUGGAGCUCAUCCACCUGCAUGUAACCGGAUUAAAGAGAUCUGGUUUGGAUGGGCAAAUAUUUUCUUGCUUGCUGCAAAACCUGAGAAUACUGAGAGUGACCUUGAGACGUCCUCUGUUCUAUCCCUUUCAGGCAAAACUAGAGAUGGGCUGGGAAUGGGUUGCUUUUGGGUGGAACAACGCCAGAUGGUCCAAAAGAAACCCCAGGUCCUGUGCGGGAAAUAAAGAAGUGCUGCAAACAGUCCCCUGCAUGUGUGUGAAUUCAGCUCAUGGGCUUUCUUAUGUGAUGCUGACCUUGGGGGUCCCGCCGAGCCUGGAGCUAAAGGCCUUUGGAGCUCCCCCCCUCCCCUGCAAAUGAAGCAUUAUUGUGCUUGGCUGGGCAACCACACCACCUGGGACAGACUAAAGAGGAUUUGGAGGCUCCCCCUCCCACAGCCCUGCUGCUGGGCCUGGCUGGGGCUCAUCUUGCUAGAGCAAGCAGAGGAGCACCCCACGCCCGGCCACUGCCUUGGCAGCCUCAGGGGCUCUGCCCUCCUUGCCAGGGGACAGGCGAGAGGAGGGUGCCGCUCCUGUGAAUGACUUCGGGGUGGGAGCAACCUGAGCUAGCCCAGAGCUGCAGGGGUGGGAACUGGUGGCCCAAAUGGAGAGGAGAGCUGCUCGGAUGGUAGCAAGCCUGACUUGUCCUAAGCAGGGAUGGGGCCACUCUGGGAAGAGCAUCGAGGUUCCCAGUUCCCUCCUCCCUGGCAGCAUCUCCAAGAUCGAGCUGAGAGAGAUUCCUGCCUGCAACCUGGGAG
Messenger RNA from Hemicordylus capensis (graceful crag lizard), 3845 nucleotides. Its product is annotated as cytochrome P450 2F3-like. Gene Ontology annotation, biological process: xenobiotic metabolic process. The record is from RefSeq and is a predicted model, not a curated record. The transcript is spliced from 2 exons. The coding region runs from base 2149 to 2562 and encodes 137 amino acids. Lineage: Eukaryota; Metazoa; Chordata; Lepidosauria; Squamata; Cordylidae. Gene Ontology annotation, molecular function: heme binding; oxidoreductase activity, acting on paired donors, with incorporation or reduction of molecular oxygen, reduced flavin or flavoprotein as one donor, and incorporation of one atom of oxygen; iron ion binding. Gene Ontology annotation, cellular component: cytoplasm; intracellular membrane-bounded organelle.